Molecule: messenger RNA, 7524 nt
Organism: Helicoverpa armigera (cotton bollworm)
Lineage: Eukaryota; Metazoa; Arthropoda; Insecta; Lepidoptera; Noctuidae
Exons: 15
Coding region: 573-4532 (1319 amino acids)
Source: RefSeq, a predicted model, not a curated record
AAAUACAAAUAUUUGUCAAUAGAAAAUAAUUGAAUCUCUUUCUCCGGAAUCAUACCUUACGAGAACGCCUAGGCUAUGCGGUUAAAAGUUGGAGUAAACAAAACGCUGCUUGACAGUUCAAAAAGUAUCAAAAAUACUUUUAUUAUGCGAACACAAUAGAACUUCCUAAAUUUACUCUCAUAAUAAAUAUUUGCAUUAGAGUACUAAUUUAACUUGAUUAAAUACGUUUGGCUUAAAUGCAGUCACGUUUCGUCGUAUUUUUCUAUAAUAAUACAUUGUUUUGAUUUCAUGGCGGUCAUAAGCUGUCACUCGACGCGCUACCUUACCUGCUUUGAAAGUUAUAAAAUUUCGCGGGGAAAAAAGGCUUUGUAAAGAAGAUUGCACCACAAGUACAGAAAAUAGCAGACAAAUCACAUGAAUAUCCCGAACCAACCAAUUUGCCGGAUGAAUAUUCUUUAACCGCCUCUGAUAUCAGUGCACAUGUCACAAAACCUCACUUCUUAAGAAACCAAAGUCUGCCAACGUUUGGCCAACUUGCUUUUCCAAAAUAUGUGGCCAACAACCCAACUUUAAUGCCCAACAUUGUAUGGGCACCACUCCAAUUGCCAACGUUUUGUCCAGAAAACAAGAAACCGAUGUCGGAUAAAGACACUCAGACGGAAAUAGAAUUAUCCGUACAAACUUGUAAUGUACCACUUUGUAAACGGUUCAAAAAUUAUGAAAAACCAAUACUUUGUUUCGAUAAAAGAAACAAAAUUCUUAAUAAACCGAAGAAAUUUGAAACGUCUACACCUAAGAGCAGUUUUGAAAAACAUGAGAGCCAAAAUAGUGUGGGAAAAUCAAAAUCUUUUAUUAAGGAAUCCAUUUUGAAAUUCGAUUCUAAGUUGCCAGAGUUAAAUCAAGGCAUUCAGUUUGAAAGUACAUCAGAGGUGGAAAGAAAAAGUGGAAAAAAUAUGAAAAAUCUAACAGACUUGAGGUUGCGCCUGCUAGCAAACAAAAGAAAAUCUAUGGAUGCUUCUCUUGAAACUAUUGAAAGUAAGAAACUUAAGAGCAGUGAAUUUAUGACUUCUCCUAAGAAAAAAGUCACUUUCGAUUUUGGCUUAGAAACUGGUGAAGGCUUGGUACUAAGUGAUAUUAGCUCACAGGACGAUUUUCAACCAUCAUCAUCGUCUAUUGGACCAAAAAGUCCAAUUUUAAAUCAAACUUUUACUAAAGAACCAGACAUUCCUAAAGUGGCAACAUCGUCAUUAGCAAAAGAUUUGGGGUUGCCAGUGAGAAAAAAUAAUUGGUAUAUUGUCGCUGACACAGAUAUCUUGCUUUUGGAUUAUGAGUUAAUCGAUAAUCUUGUUUUGUCAGAUCCAAAAUGCAAGUUAAUAAUACCUCACGCGGUUCGAGUGGACAUAGAAUCUCUUUGCAUAGGCGAUUGCCAUGGACAACAACGGGUGAUUCAAGCUAGGCAAAUUGCUAGAAAGCUGGCAACACCACCGCCACAUUAUACAGUUGAACCACCGCCCAUAGACAAGAAGGAUGAAAUCAUAGUGACUACUGAUUGUAUUCUAAAUUGUUGCCUACAUGCGAAGAACCAAAAUUAUUAUGUGGUUUUAAUAUCAAACGACCCACAUUUGCAAGUGAGAGCCAAUUCUCUAAACAUACCCUCUUACAAAAUAAACGACAUUAAAAAUGGCGCUGACAUCAAACCGGAUGUGACGUCACAGGCCAAAAAUAUUAACUCUCAAACCAAAGCAAAAUUAGGAUUAUUUCCUAACUUAAGUUCUGUAGAUACAGUUAAAAAACUGAGUUUCAACGAUAAUAGUGAUGAUAAGUUAAUUAAUAUAACAAAACCGAAAUUUUUCCAAAAUGACGAUUCCGAUAGUGACAGCUUUACAUCUGACAUUAGUAGGGAAGUCCAAAAUUUAAAUAUUAUCGAUAAAAAUGUUAUGAAACCACAAAGUGCUUAUCGAAACCCGUUUCUACUGCAAAAUGUGAAAGAAGCAUUUAAUUUUCGAAAUACAUCUAACAUUUUUGACAGUUACAUAUUUGAUAAGACAAGUCAAAAUUCAAAAAAGCAAUUUGAUUUCGAAAAGACGGUGCCAAAAUCGAAUCAGUGCGAAAAAUAUCUAAACACUGAAAAUCAAUUUUUUUGUAAACCCAUUUCUACUUCGGAUCAGUUUAUGUUCAAUAAUAAAAAUUCCAAUACUAAUUUCGAUAAUCCUGGGUCAUCUUUAAAUAUCAGUGCUACAAAUACUCGAAAAAAAAAUCCUUCUCAAUCACGUAUAGAUAAAAUAUUUGAGAACAUCAAAUUGAACACAGAAACAAAUAAUCCGACGAAAGAAUUCGAUAACAGUGGUAUUUUCAAAGUACCUCAGCCGUUACAAUUUAAAAUUAGAAGGAACACGUCUGCUCCCGUCGAGAGUUCGAGUUCAAAUGACAAAAUUCGAACUACCAUAGACAAAGAUUCUAUAGAAGAGAGUGUUAAGAAGUUUUGUGUAAAGAGUUCGGCUAUGAGAGAGAAGAUUAGCACAAGGAUAGAGGAAUGGAUUUGUUGUUUUAUGCAAAUAAUGGAGGAUGUAUUAAGUAAUCUGUUAUUGAAAAGCAGUGUUUGUAUGGAAGACACGCUGGCACCAUUGAACUUACACGAUAUAUUGAAUUAUGUAAAAAUGUCCUAUGAUUGUCAGUCAAAAGCGACGGUUAUAGACAAACUAUCAGAAAUGCUGGAUAAAUGUAAUGCUUGUAAAGGGAAAUUUAAGGCUUUUAUCAGUCCUGAAUUCUUCAUGAAAAUGUUUCGAUAUGGCGUUAUGCUUAUUUCAACUCUGAAGGUCAUUUUACCGAAUUCUGAAGAAUUAAAUGAUGCUGAAUUAAGCCUGAAUGAUCUACUGAGUGAUAUUGAAAGUAACGCCAAUGAGAUUGAUCUGGAAUCAUUAAGAACACCUUCCGUGAGCAGGGCGGAUACGGAUGAUAGAGUAAAAGUCGUUUUCACCAAAGAAAAGUCUUAUGUAUUAGACUAUUUGAAAAAACAUUUCAAAGAAUGGGCUUCAUAUAAAGAGGAAUGUAUUGAGAAAGUUCCAAAUACGGAGGAGAUAAAUCGUCCCGACCUUCAAGUAGUAAGAACAUCAGGUAAAAAUCUAAAUUUAGUGAAAAUCAUCAGUAACAAAGCUAUCUGUCUUCAAAAUCCCACCGAAAGUGAUGCAGCCAAUGACAAAAAUAAAUCAGAAGUUAUUAGACUUAUAGCCAACAAACAACUCAAUGAAUCUUAUAGUAACUUAGCAAUUACUGAACCAAAAUUGAUGGAACUCUGUGAAGAUAACAGCGGAAAUAUUUCGAAAAUCAAUGAUGAAAAUAAUUUGCAUUCCAAAGAUACAAAAGAAAUUGAAAAAAAUUACACCACGCCAACAAAAUCUGUAUGUAUAGAAAAUACUGAUUUAUCAAAUCCUGCUACUGAAAUAGAUGGACCGAAAAUGAUAAGAAACACGACAGUAAUAGAUGAGUACGAGAAGAAAGUGCAAAAUAGAGAGCCUCUGGAUAUGGACUUACUGGAUUACUCAGAAAUUUACGAACCAUCCGUCGCCGAAAAUCCAGAAUUUGACAUUAUAGAAGAAAAACAAAUAAAUAAUAAUAAUCAUUUUGAAAAUUAUAACAACAUAUUUACAGAAAACGUACCAUUGGAGACUAUUUUUCAGACUGAAGACAACCUUGAUAAUAUUUUUAAUACAAAUGAUGACAGAAAAACAGAAAAUAAUGUUGAACAUACAUUACCCACAAAGUCGGGAAACGAACAUACAUCAGAAACUGGCAACACUAUACAAAAUAUUGACGAAAAAACUACCAAUGAGAAAUCUACUGAUAAAAAUUUGUCGAACAACGACUGUUGUGUCGAAAAUCCCGAAAUUGGGACCGCCAGUAACGACUGUUGUGUCGAAAAUCCAGAAACUGGGACCGCCAGCAACGACUGUUGUGUCCAUAAUCCCGAAACUGGGACCGCUAAUAACGACUUUUGUGUCGAUAACCCCGAAAUUGGGACCACCAGUUUCGAAAAAUCCGACCAAGUUUCGGCUGUAAGUCCCAACGAUUCUGGUAUUGAGAACGAUAGCACUUAUGCUUAUUCUGCUAUCGCAUUAUGUUUGAACAAAGUAAGCGGUACUCUGAUAGAGCUUUACAAAUUCAUUACAUCGUUCGUUGAUGAAGUUUUUUCGAGAAGAAUAAACGAUACAAGGAAGAAUGUUCUCCACAAUCACGCUAGCAAAUUAUUUGAAAUGAUAAUUAUUGUCAUACAGAAAUUGAGAAAUAUUAAAAAAAGGGAGUCGGAACCAGAUACGAUAUUAAAAAAAUUGAUACUUCGAGCAGGAGUUGAAGCUACCACAGAUAAGAGAAUUACAAGAUACAGUAGUCUUGUGAAAAAAUUACUAGAACAGGCGCUUACGUUCAGAAAAGCUCUGAAAACUAUAGUUAAGGUCACACUAGGCGACUAUGAGGCGAUGUCAUCGGGUGCUGAAACGAUAAAUUCCAGUAUUCGAUACUUAAAUAUAUUCGAAUAAGUACCAAAAACUUAAUCGUAAACUGAAAAUUAUUACUAGUUUACAAAUAUAUUUUUUUGCAAAGGUUAUAUGUAUAAUUUCUUGUAGAAUGCUUGAUACGUAAUCGAAGUCCAGGGGCCCGAUUCUCCUAAGUUAAUAAUGUCAAAAUUGAAUCGCAAUAGCAGUUUUAACCUUAGCGGGCAUUCUGCUACUAAUAUAAGACCAAUCGUAUUCCAACGACAUUCGAUUUUUUUGCCAUUUGGUCUAUACGGUAGUUUGCUCUACAAUCAUAUUGCAAUCGUAAAUAAUUUGCAGACAAUACGAUUCAUAAUUUAUUAAAUCACAGAAACGGAUAAAAACGUUUAUUUAUAAGAAAAAAUAGCGGAAUGCCACAUACGCUUCAAUCGUAAUUGAGUCGUGAUUGGAUCUCAGUCGGAUGUGAAUCGUAUGUCGCUUAAGUAAAGUUAAGAGAAUCGGGAUCUGGACUUCGAUUACGUAUCAAAUAUACUACAAGAAAUUAUAUAUUUCACCUUUGCAACAAAUAUGCUGUAGACCAGUGUUAUCGUUAAAGUUUAAUGGUAAAUACAGUAUAUUAUACAUAUGUAUAUUAAAUAGUAUUGUAUAACAAUAUAAAAGCCAGUUUCUUCAUCAAAAGUUAAAGUCAAAUUAAAAGUGAAAGUAAUGUCUAAAGUAAAAGUAACGGUCAAAUUCAAUUUUUCUAUUAGUUUUGCUGUCACUUUAGCCUUGAAAAAACGUAUUUGACCGUUACUUUUACUUUAGACAUUACUUUAACUUUAACUUUUGAUGAAGAAACUGGCCGUAAGUGGACAUUCUUAAAGGUAUCUUUUGAAUGCUAGCCUCCUUUAUUCUGUGAUUAAAAGAGUAUCUUUAGUUUUAAGUUUAAUAUUAAAAAUGAGGAUUGCAUAUAAAUGCAUAGUUGCUUGUGAUAAAAUUCCACACAUUUUGGAAUAUAUUCGAUACCAAGGUUAAAAAGGUUUGUGUGUAAAAAAGUCAAUAUCUAUAUCGUUAACAUUUCUUUAAAUACAAUUUAUUUCAUGUUUAGAAUCCUACCAAAGUUUAUAAUUUACCUAGAAAAACUAAAAUACGGACUUCGUUAUUUUCCGGUGGCAUACAUACAUAUAAUUAUUAUUACUUAUUUAUAUAGUUUCUUAUUCCAAAAUCGUGGAACUACAUUUUGGACUGUCAAAGACAUAAUUAGAUUUAGAACGGACUGAGAAAUAAUCUCUUAGGUAUAGGGGUACCGAAUGUUAUGUGCAGUUGGCUAUCAGUUUUCAAGGAAAAAUAUAGUUGUAUGUACUGAAAGAAACUGUUAAAGGGCUUAUUACACUUGACUAAUGGACGCACUCGGAGACAUUUAAUGAUUACUUAAGCCAUUUCUUAGUGAAGGAUUUCUUUGACAAUCCGUCACUAAGGAGUGACUUUAGCCUAAUUAGGUUUCUAAAUAAUUUAGUGAAACGUACCAUCCUAAAUGCGAUUACAUUUGUCUGAAUUUAGUGACUGAAUCAUUUAGACGACUGAAUUUAGUCAAGUGAAAUAAGCCCUUUAUUAAAAAAAAAAAACUAUCGAGGUACCUGUAAAAAUAAUUAAUAAAAAUAGACGACAUAAGCUUCAGAUUCAAAAUUGACGUAUAUUGUACUUGUGAAAUUGAUCAAAUUCUUAGGGUUAGCACGUGUCUUAAAUUUUCAGAUAUUUUCAGUGUUUUAGUGACCUUUUGUGACUUUUAGGCGUUUUGUGAUUGUGUCCUUCUGUUUGUAACCAGCGGUGUAUUAUUACGUCCCAAUUAUAUAAUUGAAUAAUCAUUGUAAACAUUAAAUUUGUUUAGCAACAAGAAUGUUGCUGGAAACAAGUCAAAGUCAAAUUCAGGCUCCUAUGAAACGUCACAUUAGUUGCACGGUUCCAAAAAGUUGGUCGUUCCAAGAACGUCUAUGAUUAUUUACUCCAGUAUUGUCAACAACAAGCCAGGAACGUUUUGUUUACAUAAAAAGGAGCUUUACAUUGCAUUGUGCCGUCUUACUAACACCUUAACAGUCAGUUGCACAAAGCUCCCUUAAAGUUAAAGCUUCUUUAAAUCUAUUGCUGACACCUUUUAUCUUGUUGACAUAGAAAGAGUCAGCAAUAGAUUUAAUAAGCUUUAACUUUAAUGGAUAUUGUGCAACUGACGGUAAGUUUAUUAUUACACAAGAUUGACUUGAUAGCAACAUCAUUUUAAUUUUAUUUUUUGUUAAUCAUAAAUACUAUUUGCUUGCAAUCCCACUUGUCAUCGACCUGGAUUGCCAUAAAUAAAAAUAGAAAAAAUAUAUUGUAGAAUAUCAACGUCCGCCUAGCCUAUUCCAACUACAUUAGAAUCGACUUCCAGUCUAACUGGAUGCAGCUGAGCACCAGUGUGCCACAAGGAGCGACUGCCUAUCUGACCUCCUCAACCCAGUUACCCGGGCAACCCGAUACCCUUUGUUAAGACUGGUCUGAUUAAGUCAUUGUAAUAAGUUAAAUAUUACAGGGUAGUAUAAAGCAUUUACUAAGUAUUUUUGGUAAAUAGAAGGUACUUAAGUAUUUUUCUGAUUGUGAUUCUAAAAUAAAACAUUUUUGUCUUAAUUGCUUUCAUAUAAAAAGAACCAACUGUAUUAAGCUGCUUUUAACGUAAGUUUUCCUCUCGUAAGUAACUUACGAUAAAUUAAAAAUGUAAAGUCGCGUACGUAAUUAAUGGAAGCCACUUACGGCCAGUUUCUUCAUCAAAAGUAAAAGUAAUGUCUAAAGUAAAAGUAACGGUCAAAUUCGUUUUUUCAAGGCUAAAGUGACAAAACUAAUAGAAAAAUUGAAUUUGACCGUUACUUUUACUUUAGACAUUACUUUAACUUUUACUUUGGCUUUAACUUUUGAUGAAGAAACUGGCUGUUAAUAUUACAAAAUUGUGUAAUUGAAGAAAUCUAGAAUAAGUUUUCUAUCUUUUGUUAUUUUUUUUAAGUUUUAGUAGUUUGUAAGCAGUUGAUUUAUU